Molecule: messenger RNA, 3065 nt
Organism: Closterium sp. NIES-67
Lineage: Eukaryota; Viridiplantae; Streptophyta; Zygnematophyceae; Desmidiales; Closteriaceae
Source: the annotation of a GenBank genome assembly
UCAGAAUUUCAUCACUCACAUCCGCACUAGUCCACUGGCCAGCUUUGUCUCCUCUCACCGUCACUGACAUUUCUCCUCACGCGCUCGUUCCUCGUCGCCCUUCCUAGUUUCCCAGCUUUCAUGUACAGUUCUAUCAUAAGGCCUCCCUACCCUUCUCCCUAUUCCCCAUCCCUGAACCGUCACUUACAGCAUCGACCGUAACCUCUCGUCGACCAGCCACCUCUUUCCACCUUCCGCUCGUUUUAUCCAUCGGUCGCUCUUCGCGUGUUCUCCUGAUCCGGUGACCUCCUACUAAUCGCGAGUUCCGACUCGCCAUGGCGGCCGACAUAGCCGCGCGCUCCUCCCUCCCGCCGCACCACAUGCGACACGACCUGUCCGCGCCACGCUCGCUCGAAUCGCCUUUAAGGAGCCGAGGAUCCUACGCCAACCAAUCAGAACCAUCCUUCUCCGCCCAACCCCACCACCCACACGACUUCUCGCGGCAGCAGAUGCAGCAGUUACCCUCCGCGACCGCCGCCGCGUCACACGCCGCUUCACACGCCGCCUCCUCCGGUCCCAUCACUCCCGCACCUCCCGCCGCGGCGAUCCGCUGGAUUCGCGGGCCGGGCCUAGGCGGCAACCCCACCGGCGGUAAGGUCAGCCUCGCGUUAAACUCCGACACGGGCGAGGUCUUAGUAGUUAAGUCCGUGGCGAUUAAUAGCCUCCCGAAGGCCAUGCGCCUGCUGGAGAAUGAGCAGGCGAUCCUCGAGGAACUCCGAACCUGUCCGCGCGUGGUUCGGCUGCUAGGCUCGGCAUGGGAAUCCGACCCUACGUCCGGAGCUCCGGUGAAGAAUCUGUUUCUGGAGUACGUUUCUGCGGGGAGCGUGCUUGACAUCAUGGGCACGUUCGGCUGCUGCGGCGACAGCGGAAGCGGGGGAGCGGGCGGAAGCGGGGGUUGCGGAGGGCUUCCGGAGCCGCUGGUGCGGAAAUACGCGCACGGGGUGGCGGAAGGGCUGGCGGAUCUGCACGCGCGGGGGAUCGUGCACUGCGACGUGAAGGCGGCGAAUGUGCUUGUAGCGGGGGCGGAAGGGGAGACGAAGCUGUGUGGGCUGGGCGCGGCGAUGCGCGCGGGGGAAGCGGGGCAGCGCAUCGCGCGCAAUCAGCGGCUGGCGGGAACUUACGGCUGGAUGGCGCCGGAGGUCGUGCGGCAGGAAGAUCAAGGGUUCGCAUCGGACGUCUGGUCUCUCGCGUGCACGGUGAUCGAGAUGGCGACGGGCUUGCCGCCUUGGGCCGGCCAGCUGCCGCCGGCCGGUAACUUAGACGGCGAGUACGUCGGCGAGCCGUCGCCUGACGCGCUGCUGCACGCGAUUGGGUAUUCCAACGCGACGCCGGCUAUUCCGGCGCAUCUGUCGGCGGAAGCUGUCGGGUUCCUGCGGAGAUGCCUGGAGAGAGAUCCCGCGCGACGGCCCUCCGCCGCGCAACUGCUGGAACACCCGUUCCUCCGCGCAAGCGGGCUCGGUUCCGCGUGCCCCGCGCCCACCGCGUACCCUGUGGCGCAACAAGCUGCGCGCCCGCCCAGUGGGGGGCGCGGAAGCGGGGCGAGGCCGAAAGAGGAGAGCGCGGGGCCGAGAGCUGGCGCAGGGGGAAACUGGGCACGCGAAGGGUGGGGGGCAACAGGCGCGGAAGGGGGCUACAGUGGAGGGCGGGAAAGGGGGGAGUGGGGGGAGUUGGGGGAGGAGAAGGAGGAGAAGGAGGGGGAGGGGGAGGGGGGGCAGAUGGAGGGGUAUGGAUGGGAGGAUAUCGGUGUGAGCUUCGGCCCCAGUGGAGCGGAAGGGGUUCUUCCUAGUGGCCCUUCGCACCCCUCGCUGGGAUAUGCUCAGACCGAUCCAGGGCUCAGACCGAGAGUUAUUCCAGGCUCAGGCGUUGCGCUGUCAGGUGGAAAUUCAGGUGGAAACUCUGGGGGGUUUUCGCCUGGAAGGCUGGUGUCCCAGGGCAGCCUGCCACCGGACGGCAACCAGUUACCACCACUUCGCAAAUCGCCUCUGCAGAGGUCGCAGUCCCAGCCAGGGCAGGUGAUCCUGGCGAACACAGGUAACAGUAACACCAGUAACAGCAGUAACAGCAACAAUUCGCCCUCGCCUCCACGUCCUGCCACUCAAAAGCCAACGCCAAAAGCACCCCCUCCCUACGUCCCACCGCCGGUUCCUUCCAUCCCCGCGAACCCACCUGCCCCCGGCCCACUCUUCCACCCAUCCGGCAUCCGCAUGGGCCCCUUGAUGAGGCAGAUCUCCAAGGAGCAAGUGGCUUUAAGAGCCGCCAUGGCUGCCGCUGCGGCAGCUGAUAAUGGUGGUCCUAGAUGCAGCCAGGAGAGGAGCGGUAACAGCAGUAACCAGGGGUCGGCAUCUGCAGCGCCUGUACCUCCUUUGCCUGGGAGGGUAGGCCCGGGCCGAUCAGCGCACCAGCGGUCCAGUUCUGUGCAAGGUGACUUUGUGGGAGGUGACUCUAGUGGAAGUCUCGGUUCUGCGAAUUGUCCUGGUAUGGAUAGACCUUCAGGGCGAUUGGUUAGAGGCUCGUCUGGUAUCCUACCAGGAGCGUCUCCGGCUCAGAUUAGUGAGUUUCAACAUAAUGGUUGUUAUGUUGAAUCUGGUGGUGUAGAUAGUGGGAGAGGUGGUGGCGGCAUGGGUGGUGGUGGUGGUAGUAGUCCGGGGGGACUCAAGUCGUGCCUGAGACGAACGAGCUCGUGUGUGCAAGGGGCCAGUGGUGGGAAUGAUGUGGGCGGGAGUCUGGGAAGAGGCAUGGGGGGGAGAGCAGGGGAGAGUGACUUGCAGCGGAUGGGUUCCUUAACACAGGCGAAGAAGACAGUAGCAUUUGGUGCGAAUUGAAUUAGAUGCAUAUUGGUGUUUGUACAGGGGGCUCGUUUUCUGCAUUAUGAUGCUCCUAGUUGGAAAUACAACGCAUGGUUAUAUCAAGUUAUGCUAUACGAAGUAGUGAAGGUGGAUGAGGAGUCUAGUUUCGGUUACAAAGGUUCAAAUCGCACUGACGGUGUUCGCAGAAUUGUCUCAGACUAGAAAAGUUGUAACUAGAAU